UCCCCACAUCCCAGCGGAGGCGAGUCGGGGCGGGACGCGCUGUACCAGCUCUCCGCCGACCCCCGGCCCCCGCCCCGCCCCGCCCAUGGCCGCGCCGGGACCCCGCGCCUUACGGGUCGCGCUCUGUGGCGGCUGCUGCUGCCUUCUCCUGUGUGCCCAGCUCGCUGUGGCUGGUAACGCGGACCAGGGUAAAGGAGCUCGAGGCUUCGGGCGGGGAGCCCUGCUCCGCAUGAACAUCUGGCCGGCUGUCCGAGGGGCCUGCAAGCAACUCAAGCUCUGUGAGCGCUGUGUGGGGGGGCACAGAGCACACAGCCUCUCCAGCUGCGUGUGGGAGCAGUGUCGGCCAGAGGAGCCAGGACACUGUGUGGCCCAAGCUGAGGUGGUCAAGGAGGGUUGCUCUGUCUACAACCGCUCAGAGUCGUGCCCAGCUGCCCACCACUACCCUACCUAUGAACCAAAGACAGUCACAACAGGGAGCCCCCCAGUUCCCGAAGCCCACAGCCCUGGCUUUGAUGGGGCCAGCUUCAUUGGGGGCGUCGUGCUGGUGCUGAGCCUGCAGGCAGCGGCCUUCUUCGUCUUACGCUUCCUCAAGGCCAAGGACAGCACCUACCAGACACUGAAGGGGAGCUGCCCUGAGGCCCCUGUGUGCCGUGUGUGCGGUGGGGCAGGUCGCUGCAGCCUCCAUUAAAGUGUGUGCUUCUGGCGACUGCCUGCUGUCUGGGGGUGGGGGUCCUCAGCCCAGCUGAGGCAGGGGCACUGCCCUGAGUGCCCUCUCUGUCUGGCCUCUGCAGCAUCUGACCCCUUCCGGCCUGGAUUCCACAGGGGAAGGAGGACGAAGAGGCUGCCCUCUUGGCCCCCUUGUAGGCACUGGGGGUGGGAAAAACUUUGGCCCUCAAUGUCUGGCCCCUGCGGGCUACGAAGCAGGCUCAGGGCCUCCCGUCCGGGGCCUGGUACCUGCAGCAGAGCGUUUCAACCACCUCCUGUCUUAUCCAUCAUGCCUGCGGGCCCCUGCCUGGCACGGGGUCUGCGCCUGCCUCUUCCCACCCACCCGGCCUGGCGCUGCCCCCAAAUAAAAGAGCUCUUUCCAGCACUGUGCUUCAUGUCCUGUG
This is a messenger RNA of Ailuropoda melanoleuca (giant panda), 1109 nucleotides long. RefSeq names its product CD164 molecule like 2 (gene CD164L2). The record is from RefSeq and is a predicted model, not a curated record. Bases 86 to 688 code for a protein of 200 amino acids. NCBI's taxonomy places the organism in Eukaryota, Metazoa, Chordata, Mammalia, Carnivora, Ursidae. The transcript has 6 exons. Gene Ontology annotation, cellular component: cytoplasmic vesicle.